This is a messenger RNA of Lineus longissimus, 3449 nucleotides long. RefSeq names its product EF-hand domain-containing family member C2-like. NCBI's taxonomy places the organism in Eukaryota, Metazoa, Nemertea, Pilidiophora, Heteronemertea, Lineidae. The record is from RefSeq and is a predicted model, not a curated record. The transcript has 10 exons. Bases 123 to 2360 code for a protein of 745 amino acids. Gene Ontology annotation, molecular function: alpha-tubulin binding; calcium ion binding. Gene Ontology annotation, cellular component: mitotic spindle; axoneme; microtubule. Gene Ontology annotation, biological process: regulation of neuron projection development; cilium-dependent cell motility; mitotic cytokinesis.
ACCUGUGCUGCCAACAACCUCAAGCAGUGUCUUCACUUGUAUUUCUCUCCCUAAACAGUGAUCAAUUUUGGUGCAAUAACUUCAUAAAUAUCGCAGAUUUAUAGACAAGACGACACACAAAUAUGGCGUUGCCAUUCCUACCAGGGAAUUCAUUUAAUCAAAGGCUUGGAAAGAACAAAUUUCACAAGUCCCACCACUUCGAUAUGAACAAUGAAGUUGCCAUGCUUGUUGGCGGAGAAACGAAGCCAGGAAUUGGAGGUGACCCACUCCGAGGGCAGAGACUGAAACCAGUGAAUAGUACCUAUCCCUGCGGUGCCGGAAGCAAAUUGCCAGCCUGGGUAGCAUUCGACAGACAAGUGCUAUGUUUUGAUGCUUAUUUCCAAGAGGCUGUCGAUGAAAAGAGAGAGGAACAGUUCCGCAUCCGAAAUUGCAAAAUCUACUUUUAUCUAGAAGAUGAUUCCAUUCAAGUUAUUGAGCCUAGGAUAAAGAAUGCUGGUAUACCGCAAGGUACACUAAUCCGACGACACAGAAUCCCACGCUCACCUCCAAAUGACGAAGAGUUUUACAACGUGGAGGAUUUCAACAUUGGCAAGGAGAUCUGCCUGUACUCACGUGUCUUCAAGCUGACUGGCUGUGAUGAAUUCACACAGAACUUCUUGUGCAAGCUCGGAGUCCGAGUCAACCAGCCCGAUGGAGCACCUGUUGAUCCUUACAUGGGAUACAGAAAAGCUAUGGAUGAAAGCAUGCAGCCCCUCCGCCCUUAUGAGAAACAUGACACACUCAAACAAUUCCUUGACCAUGACCGCCAUGUCUUGCGCUUCUACUGCUUCUGGGAUGACUCUGACAACAUGUUCGGUGACCCAAGGGAAAUGGUCCUCCAUUAUUUCCUCGCAGACGACACCAUCGAGAUUAGGGAAUGCAUCCCAGCAAACUCUGGCCGCGAUGCUGCACCGAUGUUCUUGAGGAGACAGAGGCUACCCAAAGACAUUGUGCCGUUGAAUCAGCCGGGCGUGGCCACGGACAGAACCGUCCUGAAUGUGUUUGGUCCCACUGGUCAUGGGGGACGAUAUAUCUUGGAUUCCCUGAAGACUGGAGCCGUCCAUCAUGAAUACUACACUGACAGUGACUUAACUAUUGGUUCUUGUCUCAAUGUCUGGGGAAGAAAGUUCAUUCUCUGUGAUUGUGACACUUUCACGCAAGAAUACUACAAGACGAAAUAUGGAAUCGAGGACUUCACACCUGUCAGGUACAAAUCCCAGGAUAGCUCAGCCAAGUCCCAGCAGUGGCCGCCCUACAAUGGCUUCGGAAGUGAGGAGGAUUCUCUCUGCUCUUGCAUGGGCCUGAUCCCCAAGCCACCAAGGCGCGACUUCAUCAAAUUCAUGGAGAAAGAUCGUCACGGCCUGGACAGCAACGUCUUGCGUUACCUUGCCAAGAUGGAGACGACGAAACCAAUUGAUGCAGAUCGACGAUUCAUCAUUUCGUAUUUCUUGUCUGAUGACACGAUAUUAGUAUUUGAACCUCCAGUGAGGAAUUCCGGAAUCAUCGGAGGUAAAUUCUUAGAGCGUGGCCGCGUCAAGAAACCGAUGCAACAGCGUUACAGUACCGACCUUUCCGAGUACUACUCCGCCUCCGACUUGUUUGUUGGUGCCGGAGUCGACUUCAACUGCCAUCGUUUCAAUAUCAUAGAUGCAGACGAGUAUGCCUUUAGGUAUAUGGAGAAAUGUGCUGGUGAGUACCCCAAGGCCAACAUCCAGGUCAUCCUGCAGACCCUGGCUGCCCUCGCAAACCAGAAGAAAGACGAAGUCAAAUCAUUCUUCAUGCGGAACGACCCCAACGGCAGUGGCAUCCUCAUGUACGAGCAGUUCCACAACCUAAUCAAGCAGCUGGCCCCACAGUUGACGGAGCACGAGAUCAUGACCAUCGCCCGUUACUAUGGCGACGAUGCGGAGCAGAAUGCACAGAUUGAUAUCAAGACACUCAUCUCAAUCGUCCAAGAGCAGCUGAGGAAGAAUAACUUCGAGGGUUUCGUCAAGUUGAGCGAGAAUUUCCAACAUAUGGAUAAUAGCAGAUGUGGCGUGCUGGAUGCUGACACCGUAAGGAAAGUGUGCCAUGCCCUCCAUGUGCCGAUCGCUGAUGAUAUGCUGAGAGCACUUCUCGUCAAGAUGGUCUCAAAUGACCAAGGUCACAUCGACUAUGAAAGCUUCAUCAAGAACCUGAACUGGAGGGAUUGCCCUGUUGCCCCGAUGAGUGCGCAGGGUGUCCGAUUCGAUGAAGGCUGGGCUGGCAACCAAGCUAAGGACCAGAUUACUCAAGUGCGAUAUCAAGUUCUCCUGGACGACAUCUUGGGUGGAUCCGAAUAAAUCUCAUGAUUCAUCAUAAGCAAGGGACUUAAAUUUGGAUAUCCGUCUUUUCGGAAAUAUUCCGUCCAAUGAUAAACUUUAAAUUUUAUUUUUGAAAAAGUGAUGUUUGAACUGUGGAAAAUAGAUUAAAAAGACAACUCCAGAAUAUCAGGUUAUGUUAUUUUACCCCCAGCUUUUUGGACCAUUAUGAUGGAAAAUGUAGUUUGAUUUGUGAACAUCCUACGUGUCAGCUUUGCUGUGGAUUAUGGGAAGUCAUCAUUAGGCCUACACAUGCAACUCUUGGUAUUUCAGAUCUUUUGCCAACUAUUGGAAUUGGAUUUCAGAAAUAUAGCUCUACCGGGGAGAAAGACUGUGAGUGUUGUUGUUUACAAAUCUGCCCUUGUUGGGUAAUUAGCUGUGAUAAAUCUGUCGUGCACUAAACAUUGAGAUUAUUAAAACACCUCAUUUCACAUUUUCUAUGAUUUAGAGUCAAUGAAAACUUAAAAUCCUUACCGCUGGGCCAAAUUCUUAUCACUGGGCCAAUCAGAGUUUUCUGACCAAUGUUGGAAGUGUCCACUCGUGGCACCCUACAGUGAUUUGUCGAAAGCUGUUGAUUUAUUUUAUGUAAAAUACUUUAUUUUCUCAAUCGUGAGUAUAAAUUCGUGUGGACACUUCUCAAUGUCAUCGGUAUUUGUUGUGUUGGCGAUCUAUUUUGUCCUUGAGAGAAGGACUGGUCAUUGUCAUGAUAGUAUAAUGUGUCCGAGAAUGGAAGAAACCAACUCUAAUAUUGUCUUUGGUAAACAUGAGGUUCAUUGCAAUAUCAAAACACAAAUCUUUGGAGAUGGAGUUACGUCACUUUGAGACAGAACUAGGCCUCUUCUGAGACGGCACUAUGGAUACGGAGUUAUGUCUCUUUGGAGACGUACUUACACCUCGUUGGAGACCUACUUAUGCCUCUUUGGAGACUAGAGUUACCCCUCUUAGGGAUUAUUGCAAUGACAUGCCUUGAACUCUUCACAAUGUCAAGACAAUGUGUAUAUACAAGUACGUUUACAAUGUAUGUUAGCUUGUUUUUAUAAUAAUAAAAUGGAAUAUGUGACUAUGUUUAAA